Peronospora farinosa is the source of this 1329-nucleotide messenger RNA. The record is from the annotation of a GenBank genome assembly. Lineage: Eukaryota; Oomycota; Peronosporomycetes; Peronosporales; Peronosporaceae.
AUGUCGUCAACUCCAGCAGUCAGUUUGCUAAGUUUUUAUCGCUCCGCUCCGCAGCAACGCGUAGCUUUAGAUGAUUUUGCUGCAUUAGGAUACAAACGUCUAAAGUUGUUGAGCUACGUUGACUCUCAAUGGCGCUUCGAUUCGAUACUUAAAAAAGUGCAAAACAAUCUCAUGGACGAUAUUGUAGAAUUUCAACAGCUUGUACCAAAUUCCAACGCUGAUCGAUUGUCACAUUAUGCUCUACGCCUUGCGUUUUGCAGGCACCGAGGUUCAAAUGGUUGGAAGUGGUUGGUUACGGCCGAAGAAAAACUUCAAACGAUUCGUCUUGGAAAGUUACCACCUUUUGCAGCGGUUGCAUUGCUCUCAAGUGAAGGAAUCAAGUAUGAGCUCGUAAAUGCCAGCAAUUAUGAGCUUGAUACAACGCAACAAGGCACUUAUCGUGUCCCGUUUGCUGAUGCACCUGCCUUGGUGAAGUAUCGUGAGGUGGUUAUUCACAAUGGUUUCUGCUUGGUGCCUCUGCACAGAAUGAACUUUGUAUCUGUUUAUCGCUUUCGAAAGAGUCUAGAGGAGCAAAUGCGUGACCUGCACUGCGCCAUACCCGCACAGCCAUUGGAGUUGGAACGGUUGACGCCGAUCCUCGAUGGUUUUGUUGUAGAAGCUCGUGUUUUAGUCGGAACAGGGACAGGAACAAAGAAACCUGGUAGGUCAAAGCUCGACGUGGCAGAGAUCGAUCACGUUGCGGAGAAGCACUUUCCGCUGUGCAUGAAGCAACUGCAUCGAAAGUUACGCGAGAAUCAUCAUCUCAAAUACGACGGACGUGUGCAGUACCGCAUGUUUCUCAAAGGUGCGGGAUUCUCAGUCCACGAGUGCAUUCAAUUCUUCCGAAGCGAGUUUAUCAAGAAGAUUCCAGCUGCCACGUUUGACAAGGAGUACACGUACCACAUUCGUCACAGUUACGGACUAGAGGGCUCUCGGAAACACUAUGCACCUCUGGAUUGCGAGCGUAUAAUUUCUGGUAGUGCACCAAGUCAUGGACAAUACCACGGCUGUCCGUUCAAGCAUUGGGGUCGUGUAUCCUUGCAGGACGAAUUGCGCCGCCUAGGUCUAUCGAUGCACACAUCCAUGGCUAUCACGCAACUAGCGUCCAUGGGUCACUGCCAAAGCGCGUGCAAAGCACUUUUCAAUGAAACACACCCAUCAAGUGUUGCAUACAACACUGUGUCUACGUGUCAUCAAGAUACUUUGGCAUUGUCAGGUCAGGUUCCCAAUGAAGACAUUGUCAUACAUCCGAACUUGUAUCUCGACGCAAGCAUGGCUACACUUGACUAA